Hyalella azteca is the source of this 2077-nucleotide messenger RNA. RefSeq names its product keratin, type I cytoskeletal 10-like (gene MED28). NCBI's taxonomy places the organism in Eukaryota, Metazoa, Arthropoda, Malacostraca, Amphipoda, Hyalellidae. The record is from RefSeq and is a predicted model, not a curated record. Bases 161 to 1120 code for a protein of 319 amino acids. The transcript has 8 exons. Gene Ontology annotation, cellular component: mediator complex.
ACCUAGAGAAGCAGCGGCGUUUAUACGGCAGUAUAUCUCUGUUUUUUGGUAACAUUGGUUGCUAGCCUUGAAUACAUCCACUGUUUGCACUUUACUCUCUCCACGAGUUUUUAGAGGUCAAACUUGAAGUGAAUACAAACACAUUUUAUUUAAUUUCACAAUGAAUUCAUCAAGUGUUACUGUUAGUCCAACUCCUGGGAACUUGUUGGAUGAAUUUGAAGAAGCUUAUCAGAACUGCUUGGCUCCACUGAUCCGUGAAGACCCCCUAACUUGUGUUGAAGAAUCUGAACUGCGCACUAAUGCUGAGGCCAACACAGCACACUUCAUUGAAAUGGGACGAGCUAUGCAAGCUUUCUUCCUGCAGAAAAGAUUCCAAUUGGCUGCUCAGAAGCCUGAGCUGGUCAUGAUGGAGGAUGCUGCUGAGCUACGCGGGGAGCUUGUGCGCAAGGAUGAGCUCAUUAAGAAGCAAAGCGAGAAGCUAGUCGAGUGGCAGGCAACCAUUGCUUCUAUGCUCUCAAGACCUGGUGCAACCACCCCCUCCACCUUAGCCUCCUCCAUCCCUGCCCCUCCCUACACAUCCUCAGUGCCAUCCUCCAUGCAAGCUGGCACUCCAGGCCUUGUUGGCACCAUGUCAUCAGUGCCUCCAAUGGCAGUGCAAGGAGCUGGAGGUGGCAUGAUGGGGGGAGGACGCCCCGCGUCAGGAGGUUGUCUCAUGACAGGCUCCCAUGCUGGGAUGGGGCAAGGCCAGCACAUGAUGGGCAGCCCCAUGGGCGCUGCAUGUCAGAUGGGCCCAAGCAGCAUGGACUGUGGCAGAGGAGGAGGUGUGAACAUGAUGGGUGGUGGGGGAGGGGGCAGCUCCCCCCACAUGUCCAUGGGUUCAGUCAACUCCCCCAGCAGCGCCAUGAUGCAGGCUCAGCAGGGAGCGUCAGUGCCCACCGGUUACGGGGGAGUCUCUGUCGUGCCCGGCAACACAAACAUCAUGGGCAGCUAUGCUGGUGGAGGAGUCAUGGGCAGGGCUGAUGGUUCCUAUGGAGGCAUGGCCAGAGGAUCUGUGCCUGGGGGACUGCAAGGCCCUCUCGCCUACCUCGAGAAAACCACCACUAACAUAGGCAUGCCUUGAGCAGCGUUUAGGCUGCCCUAGAUCUCAAUUCUGUUCCUAUUGCAUUUAUCUAGGAUAGUAGGACCUAGAGAGGCCUUUGUAGUUGCUAUUGGGCUUCCUAGAUCUCGGUAUUUGGUUCCUCUUGGUUGCUGCACGAAUACGCGCCUUGUAUGCGAGUUGAGAUAGUACAAGUGAUACCAAAUCUGCACCUUCAGCAUUUUCAUCAGUAACAUUCGUGUGAUUUCAAGCAGUGUCCGUGAAGUUCUCGGUAUUAAACUAUAAUUUAAUGUUAAUUAUUUAAAUAAGUUCACGACAUUUAGCAUCGUUGAACAGUGAGGCGUUUCAACUGUUGAGUUGUUCCGGCCGUGGGAGGCUUGGAAUGUCCAUGCAUUCCUUUAUUGGAUUUUGGUCCUUCGGGCCCUGCAUUCAGCCGAGGUCGUGUGUAGAGAGUGACGAUAUCAGAGAGAUUGUAAUUAGAGAGUGACAAUAUCAAUAGAAAUUGAAUGUGUAGAGUAACGAAUUCAGGAGAGAUUGUAAGUGUAGAGUGACGAAUUCAUCAGAGAUUGUAAGUGGAGAGUGAUGAUAUCAGUAGAAAUUGUAUGUGUAGAGUGACGAAUUCAGGAGAGAUUGUAAGUGUAGAGUGACGAAUUCAUUGGAGAUUUUAAGUGGAGAGUGAUGAUGCUCGCUUUAGAAUUUUACGUGCUAUGCUUUGUCUCAAUGGUCAGUAUUUAAUUGUAUUUAUUUUUUAUUUGUUUAGUGUUAGGUUGCAUUGGGUUGUAUAUCAUCUGGUGACUCUAGUCUUUUUUAGUUAUGCUAAAUUCGGCCCUGCGCGCCCACUCCGUUAAUCCUCAUCGUUUUUUUCGAUGUUUUCGACCUAACGGUGUUGUUCUCAGUAUUGCCAAUUCGGUGGAAUUUUCUACAAUAGGUGAAUGCACCUUAGUUUUUUCUACGUUUUAUAGUAAAAUGAAUAUUCCUGAC